UUUGCUGAGCCAUUUCAGAAGGCAGCCGGCUGGAGCUUCUUUUGCUGAGUCCCAGAGCUGAGAUUAGAGGGUGGGAAGCAGUGCUUACUUACUGGCUGGACCCUAGCAAGAUUGUACCAUGGAGUGUGGUUUCGAAAGUCUGCUCACUGAUCCUUGGGCUCCGUGUCUUCCCAGCCCAAAGACUAGAUUGGUUGCUAGUGCAUUUCAGCUGCAGCACGGAGACACGGUCCAAGUGAAGGGGAAGAUCUUGCCAGAUGCCAAAGAUUUUGUUGUGAAUCUGGGCGAAGACUGUGACAACCUCGUUCUUCACUUCAACCCACGCUUUGACCACCAGAAGGAGGUGAACACCAUUGUCUGCAACUCCAAGCAAUAUGGGGUGUGCGGGAAAGAGCAGAGAGAGCCUGGCUUCCCUUUUGAGCAAGGAGGCAACGUUCAGCUUUCCUUCACCUUCCUUCCUUUGGAGAUGAAAGUAAUGCUGGCCGAGGGUCACGGGUUUUCCUUCCCCAACCGGCUGGGCCUGAAGACCAUCGAGUACAUUGCGGUGGAAGGAGACUUCAAAGUCAGAGUUCUCAAAUUCCUCUAAUCUCGUCCUGUGCCUCUGUAGUCUUGUAACAUGUCUGAAUAAAUUCUGCUGUGUUCUCCAA
Messenger RNA from Rhineura floridana, 644 nucleotides. RefSeq names its product 16 kDa beta-galactoside-binding lectin-like. Lineage: Eukaryota; Metazoa; Chordata; Lepidosauria; Squamata; Rhineuridae. Bases 119 to 583 code for a protein of 154 amino acids. Gene Ontology annotation, molecular function: carbohydrate binding; laminin binding. The transcript is spliced from 5 exons. The record is from RefSeq and is a predicted model, not a curated record.